Dendrobium catenatum is the source of this 2487-nucleotide messenger RNA. Its product is annotated as probable serine/threonine-protein kinase WNK4. Lineage: Eukaryota; Viridiplantae; Streptophyta; Magnoliopsida; Asparagales; Orchidaceae. The record is from RefSeq and is a predicted model, not a curated record. Gene Ontology annotation, molecular function: protein serine/threonine kinase activity; ATP binding. Bases 512 to 2299 code for a protein of 595 amino acids. Gene Ontology annotation, cellular component: cytoplasm. Gene Ontology annotation, biological process: protein phosphorylation; intracellular signal transduction. The transcript has 8 exons.
CAAGACCUGUCACCAUAGAAUUGUUCGACGUCGCCUUCUCUUCCGGACGAGAGGUUGUUAGGGUUUUUUUUACCCCUCACAUUCAAUUUUAAAACGCUCGCGUUGCUCUUUUCCCUUCCUCUUUUUCUCUCUCUGGCAUUCUGAAAACUUCCUGUAUUGUUUUGUCUCGAUUAGUUCUAUGCCUUUUGUGUGCUAGCUAGAAGCUAGCUCAGUUGGAAAAGGUUUCGAAGUUGUUGAUCUGGUGGUGGAGGAUGAUUGGCCGGCGGAAGGAGGAGGAGGAGGAUGGCAGGGCUAUGAAUCUCGUCUUCCUUCCUUUGGCUUUCAACGCGUUCAUUGUUGCAUCUGAAGCGUUCUCGGAAAAAAUCUCAUCAGAUCGCGAUCAAGAUUGCUGUUAGACAACAGCCGGCGUCAAAUCGCGUUAGAUCCAUUCAUUUCUAUCCACCAUCCUCUCUCUCUCUCUUUCUCUCCGUUUUUCCUCUUUUUUUUUUUUUGUGGAAAGACGUUUGAGGCGAUGGACCCUCAACAUAGCGGGUGCAUGAGUGAAGGUAACAGCAGUGGCUACCCAGAUGUCGAGUACAUUGAGAUGGAUCCCACGGGGCGGUACGUCCGGUACAAAGAUGUUUUGGGGAGAGGGGCAUUUAAGACAGUAUAUAGAGCUUUUGAUGAAAUUGAUGGGAUAGAAGUGGCUUGGAAUCAAGUUAGAAUCGAUGAGGUGUUGCAGUCUCCAGAGAAUCUUGAGAGAUUAUAUUCAGAAGUCCACUUGCUGAAAUCCUUGAAGCAUGAUAAUAUCAUUAAGUUCUAUAACUCAUGGGUUGAUGAUCAGAAGAAAACCAUAAACAUCAUAACUGAGCUCUUCACUUCUGGAAAUUUGAGACAAUAUCGUAGAAAACAUAAAAAUGUUGAUUUGAAGGCAAUAAAGAACUGGGCAAGACAAAUUCUUCGUGGUUUGGAGUAUCUGCACAAUCACAAUCCACCCAUUCUUCAUAGAGAUCUGAAAUGUGACAACAUAUUUGUCAAUGGAAAUCAUGGUGAAGUUAAAAUUGGAGAUCUUGGAUUGGCUACUGUGAUGCAGCAACCUCUUGCCCAUAGUGUUAUUGGUACUCCCGAGUUUAUGGCUCCAGAACUUUAUGAUGAAGAGUAUAAUGAGCUAGCUGAUAUCUAUUCUUUUGGUAUGUGCAUGCUUGAGAUGGUUACUCUAGAAUAUCCUUAUAGUGAAUGCAAAAAUCCAGCUCAGAUUUACAAGAAAGUUACCUCGGGAAUCAAGCCGGCUGCACUUGCUAAAAUAACAGAUAGUCCAAUAAGUCAAUUUAUUGAGAAAUGCUUGGUUCAUGUCUCUGCAAGAUUGUCUGCCAAAGAGCUUCUGAAAGAUCCUUUUCUCCAAUGUGACAAUUCAUCCGAGUCUUGUCAUACUCCUAUUCAAUUAACAGCUCAAGUUCCUAGUGAUACCAACUUUCAGUCAAUUUCUACAGAUGUAGAAUCUGAUUAUAAGUCGCUUCCUAUCAGCACUGGUGCAAAUAGUAGCCAUGAGAUCCCUGCUUUUCACAUUCUUGAAUUUGUGCGAAAUAAUAGAGGCACUGAAUUUAGAUUGAAGGCAGAGAAAGUUGAUGAUAAUUCGAUCGCGCUUGUCUUGCGGAUUGCAGAUUGUAAUGACAAUGCGAGGAUUGUUCAUUUUCCAUUUUAUUUGGAUUCUGACACAGCACAUGCAAUAUCUGCUGAAAUGGUGGAACAAUUAGAAUUGCCUGAUUAUCAUGUUGAUUUCAUAGCUGAUUUUAUUGAUUUCGUGAUUAUGAAGCUAGUUCCUGGUUGGAAACCUUCGAUAGAUAACUCUUCUAAUGGAAUAAUGAGUCCAUUGAUGGAAUGUGAAGUAGGUGGUAAGGAUGAAGCUUCGCAGCAGUGUCAAUGUGCUUUGCCAUCUACCAUUUCUUCUGUUGAUAUUGGGAUAGAUCAGCUUAUUUUAUCUCAGCUUGAAGUCAAUUCAUACAAGAAAGUGGAUGAAAAUAUGUGUCAUGCAGAUUGCAAUUCUUUCUCCAGUCCUGUAAACUAUGAUGAUAAAUACUCUCAAGGAUCAGCUAUGUCCUUAGUGAUGACUGCCAGUUGUAAAAGUUUUAGCGAAUAUGCAACAGACAUUGAUUCUGCCGCUGCGGAUUGUGAUAUUGGCAAAUGCCAAGAAGAAUUGAAAGCGGAGCUUGAAGCUAUUGAAGCUCAAUAUCAACGGUGGUUUCAAGAUCUGUCAAGGAGGAGGGAAGAAGCUAUUGAAAGCGCUAGAAAGAGGUGGUCCAUGAAGAAGAGAGAUGACUAAUUGUGUUUCUCCUCUUUUUGUAAAUUUGAUGUAUUUCUUUGUUAUGUUUUAUUUUGAAGGUAUACAAUAAUUGUAUAACCAAUCAAAAAACAUGAUAUAAAAACAUUAUGCAGUUAUAGAAGAUUGUAUAUGAGUAGUUGAUUGAGAAUAAUAAAAUUUUAGAGUAUGAUAUAUGUUGGCCUUAGCAA